UUUGAGACAAAGAAUGAUAAAGGAGGGGUAAUAAAGAUAGGUGAUGUCAGCUCAGAGGACAUGGUACGAAUCAGAUCUCUGGCGUUAAUAGAACUUUCAGCGUUAUUUGAUUCCUGUAAUAUAGUCUAUACUAAAUCCAAACGAAAAAUCAAGUCCAAAGAUCAUGGUUUAUUUGGAGUUCCCCUACACACUCUGGUAGAACAGGAUCAGAAGAAAGGCUAUCAGACUCAGGUUCCUCUUAUAUUUACUAAGUUGAUAAGUCACCUGGAAAAAAUAGGAUUAACUACAGAAGGUAUUUUACGAGUUCCAGGGGCUGUAAAUAGAGUCAAGCAACUUCGUCAAGAAUUGAACGAGAAGUUUUACUCUGGUCAUUUUAACUGGGAUGAGAUGUUACCCAAUGAUGUUGCCGCCAUCAUGAAACAGUUCCUGCGAGAGUUACCAGUUCCAUUGUUAACAUAUGAUUAUAUUGACGCCUUUUCCUCAAAUCUGAAAUCCACAUUAGAACAGUUAUAUGCCCUCAAUUUAUUGAUAUUGUUACUGCCAGAUUGUCACAGAGACACAUUAAAGUUACUAAUUAUGUUCCUAAGAAAUGUGGUUGCCCACAGUAACGAGAACAAAAUGGGACUGACCAAUGUUGCUAUGAUCAUGGCUCCAAAUCUGUUCCUGGUACCUUCCAGUCGUAAGAUUAAAACGGUCCAAGAGGUUGAACUAAACAGAGCUGCAGGAACCUCCAAGAUCAUCACAUUCUUGAUAAACUAUCAGGACCAUUUAUGGAAUAUUCCCUCUUCCUUCAUCACCCAGAUCAGACAUCAGUAUGAAGUUGAUCAGAGACGGAAAACCAGAGAUAAAAGGGAAACCGUGAAGGUCUUCAGAAGAACACACAUUAUAACCAUUUGUACCCUCUGUUUUCAGCCAGAACCCCAGGAUGGCGUGAUCAGGGUGCAGGCACCCCUUUUAACCAAGAGUUCAGCUUUGAUCCAGCUAGAUGACAAGAUGUCUGCCUCAGACGUGGUGGCUAGGUUUAAAAGAGCUACUGGUCAACCUGGCUCAACUUUCCGUAACCCUGACAACGCUCAGUUUGCAGAAGACAAUGCCUAUCUGUAUGAAGUGGGAGGAAAUAUAGGGGAACGCUGUAUAGAACCAAGAGCUCACAUGUUAUCUAUUUAUAGAACUAAUCCACAUGCACAAUGGAUUAUAAAGGUUAAGACUGAUAGGUAG
Molecule: messenger RNA, 1218 nt
Organism: Lottia gigantea (owl limpet)
Lineage: Eukaryota; Metazoa; Mollusca; Gastropoda; Lottiidae
Exons: 10
Biological process (GO): signal transduction; regulation of actin filament polymerization; regulation of small GTPase mediated signal transduction
Cellular component (GO): cytoplasm
Molecular function (GO): GTPase activator activity
Source: RefSeq, a predicted model, not a curated record